Molecule: messenger RNA, 740 nt
Organism: Schistocerca gregaria
Lineage: Eukaryota; Metazoa; Arthropoda; Insecta; Orthoptera; Acrididae
Exons: 6
Coding region: 172-567 (131 amino acids)
Source: RefSeq, a predicted model, not a curated record
CAUUCCGCACGGGGUGCACGUGUGGGAACUUUUACCGCAGAGACAACUGUACUACAUAACCCAGCGCAGGUAAACAGUUGUCACGUUCUGUGGCACCUCAUUUCAGUAUAACCACUCAAACGGAGGUGCUGACGAAUUUCGGUGACGCCAUCUGCAGUGGCUGCAACGAUCAUGAAGUCACCGCCCGCAUCGUUCGCGCUCUCCUUUGUCUUAGCGGUCCUGUUCUUCUCGCAGGGCUAUACUGGUUCCAGGGUCAGAAGGUUGGAGUGCCUCGAGGAAGGUGUGGCAUCCGUUUGGUUCGCCUGCGAAUUGUUCUUUGUCUGCGAUCGUGUAGGCGUGUCGCCGCUGUUAGAGAAGUGCAACUGGCUCGAGACGUACGACCUCGGCUCGAGGAGGUGCCUGCCACUGAGGGACCCGGACCAGGAGACUGUGGAGAAAGGCUUCAGGAGUUUCCCAUGCAAACCCUGGCCAGGGACGAAUGAAAAAUAUUGGCUCACAAUGCUGAAAGUUUUGAAACCACCAUCUGAAGCUGAAUUAGACAAUAAAUGGAUUUGGAUUCAUGUGUAGGAACAAUUUCAUCGUGGAGCUAAUGGAGAUCCUAAGACGAAAUCGGCGUGUAAUGGUCUACUGAAGAUAUAUUUAUAUAUAACCUGCAUCACUUUGAGUUGUGACAAAUAAAAUAACGCCUCUAUGUAAGGACUGUAUGAAAUUUAUCAAAUAAAUGUAUUCAUUUCAGGGUA